CUUACAUUAUUUAAAGUACAGUAUAUCGCAUAUCUAAUAUUUAUUUAAGAUAUAUGGAUCGGAUAACAAUAUUCUGCAAUGACAAACAACAGAUCCAUUUCUCGAAAUCUAUUUUGCGUGAAUGUAGCGAAAGAAUAAAAAUGCUAUUACGUCCUUAUUCAAAUACAUCUGUCUCUCUUUACUUACCAUACUCGUCGGAUGUUUUGCAACAAAUUAAAGAAUAUCUGGAAAAAGGACCAAAAACCAUAAAAUUAAUGCAGAAUGCAACGGACAUAUUUUGCAUAAGCAAACGAUUAAACCUACGUAAUUUAAAUAAAGAAUGUCGAAAUUUCAUGACCGAUCCGUCAAGAGUUAAGAACGUGUGUUAUGUACAUGACUUAGCAUGUCAACAGGACGAUGAAAGAUUACAAUAUUUGUGCUGGAAUAUAUUUAAUUCGAAAUGGCAAGAAAUUUUCUCAUCGAACGAAUGGCUGAACUGUCAAGCAACAACCAUGGAUAGACUCGUUCGUAGGCCAAUAAAUCCAUUUAUUGACGAAACAGACAUCUUCACAUGUGUUAAUCUUCACAGUAGUUUUAAAAUGGGCCAAGAAAACAGUUAAUAAUGAAAAAGCUCUAAGGCAGGUGAUGAAACCAUUCCCUCAAUACAUAAGAUUUCUGACAAUGCCAGAAUGGUUUCUGGAAUCUCAAGUGUUCGUUGAACCGAUCUUAACGGACGUAGAAAGAGAUGCAAUCAGAUGUUACUUGCAAAAUAAGGAUUUCGAGGAGACAUGGUUUAUUCCAGAGAGUAUUUGUGACAUUACUUGUCCUAGAAAACACGAAUU
Centruroides sculpturatus (bark scorpion) is the source of this 821-nucleotide messenger RNA. RefSeq lists its product as uncharacterized. The record is from RefSeq and is a predicted model, not a curated record. Gene Ontology annotation, molecular function: protein binding. The transcript is spliced from 3 exons. Bases 54 to 599 code for a protein of 181 amino acids. Lineage: Eukaryota; Metazoa; Arthropoda; Arachnida; Scorpiones; Buthidae.